AUGGGUGAUACGAAUGGACAAGUAGUAGCUGGUGGCAAUGGCCAAGGAAAUCGAUUGCACCAAUUGGAUCGACCAACUGAGGUGUUGAUCGACAAAGAGACGGAUAGUCUCAUUAUUUGUGAUACUGGACGAGUCCUUCCAACAUUGAAUCUUUUACAAUCAGAUCAAUCAUUAUUAACUACUAAUCAAUGGACACUUCUCACAAAUUUAUUUCAUCGUUAUAAAGAAUCUCAGAUUUUACCACUUUGUGAACGUUUAAUAGAUACACACGAUGCUUCACAAUCGAAUUAUGCGAUUUACAAAGUACUUUUAGAAGAAUUCUUAGUAUCUCUUUACGAAACAGCAGGAUUAUACCUUCGUUCCAAUGAUGAUUUUCGUAAACUAUCAUCGGAUGAUCGUUCCAUAAUACUUCGUAAUGCUGCUGACAAUGUGUGCUGCAUGAGUGGUACAUUCGUUAUGCAAUAUUUCUAUUUAUAUGGUCGCGAUGCUAAACGCUAUGAGUGUAAAUAUGCAGAAGUAAUAUGGAAAUAUCUUCUCUACAAAUAUGGUCAUUAUGACGCUGUAAAACGAUAUCUUAAUAUAAUACUUUGGCUUAUUUCUAUGAGUAUGUUAACAUUUCAUGCUCAAACUCUGAAACCACAUAUUAAUGAUCUUCAUUCAAUUAUUGAACAAACUGAACUAACACUUAUAUUAGAUGAUGUUGAGCCAAUAAUUGAAAUAAAUUAG
Molecule: messenger RNA, 726 nt
Organism: Rotaria sordida
Lineage: Eukaryota; Metazoa; Rotifera; Eurotatoria; Philodinida; Philodinidae
Source: the annotation of a GenBank genome assembly